This is a messenger RNA of Thecamonas trahens ATCC 50062, 3273 nucleotides long. RefSeq lists its product as uncharacterized. NCBI's taxonomy places the organism in Eukaryota, Apusomonadida, Apusomonadidae. The transcript has a single exon. The coding region runs from base 1 to 3273 and encodes 1090 amino acids. The record is from RefSeq and is a predicted model, not a curated record. Gene Ontology annotation, molecular function: metal ion binding.
AUGCACAAGCUUCUUGCAUCCGGGACCGAGGUCAUUGUGGCCUCGUCAGGCACGCUUGCAGGCGAGGCGCUGCUGCGGCUGGUGGUGGGCGGGGGUGCUGGGGCCGAGCCGCCCGAGGUACCCUUUCUCUCGGCCCUCGUCCCACAUCUGCUGGUCCAGGCAUCGACACUAUACGGACCGGGCGAUGUGGACUCGCUGAUGGCGGCCUGGUCAACUUCACUCAAUGUCGGCGCUCUCGCCUAUGCCACCGUUCAUCUCGACGUAAUUGUCCCCUUUGCCGCCGUCGACAAGGCCAUUGCCCUCCUCGCCAACCUUGUCCGCCACCCCGCGUACACCGUCGACCAUCUCCACGAUGCGUACUACACACUCGCCAAUGGAUCGUCGGCUGAGGGCAGGCACGAGCUCACCGCUGUUGGCCUCCGCGACUCGGGAAGCGAGUCGCUAGGGGAGACCCGGCUGGCCGAACUUGGCGACGCCAUCAGUGCCAACCCCGACGAGGUCAUCGCAGCUGCCGACGCCUUCUACGCCAAGUGGUACACGCCAAGCAACAUGGCACUCGUCGUCGUCGGUGAUGUCGAGCCCGAGCGGGUCAUCUCGCUGGCCUCGGCUUGGUUUGGCCCCUCCGAUGACCGCGCCUGUGUGCUCUGCGGCAAGCACGGCCGCAGGUGCUCGUCAUGCCGCGGGCCGACGUACUGCUCGUCGGCAUGCCAGAAUCGUCACUGGGCCAAGCACAAGGCUCGUUGUACAACCUCGAUUGCGCCCGCAGUCGAGCGCAUUGACGCCGCCCGUGCCGCCGUCGCUUCCAACAGCAUUGCCCCCGCCGCCCGUCACCAGGCCUCGUGGCACAGCCUUGAAGACCACAUCGCGCAGCUCGGCGACCGCCCGCGUGUCAUUGUCAUGUCUGGUCCCAACGACUCGGUCGAGCUCAUUGUUCGUCUCACGUCGCUGCCACGCAUGUCUGCCCCGCGCCGCGCCGCACUGCGGAGCUGUCUCGAGCAGGCCGUCGGUCUGCGCCUGGCCAUGGCCCAUGGCGCCGCUCUGCUCUCCACCGGCGUCGAGCUCCGGUGCGCACCGGGCCUUGAUUUGGCCAUCAUUACGGUCACUGUUGCAGACGGCAGCAUUCCACCUGUUCUCCACUCGCUCAUCGGUGUGGUGAGCGUCCUUGCCCGCGACGGUAUGCUCGAUCUUGAGCGGAGCAUGGCUGUCUCGGUCAUUUCGUACCACGACAUGACCAUGACUGGUCUCCAGCAUGCUGUCGCCGAUCUCACCCAGGACUGGGUCAUCGGCCUCACUGCUGAGCAAGACUACACACCCGCGGUUGGCCUCGACGCCACCGCGGCCGACUGUCCAGACCUGGAGAGUCUCAACAGCAUUGUCAAGGCCGCGCUGAGCGUGGCGCCGUCGCAGAUAUCGCUCCACAUCGCUUUCUCGUCGUCGCGUGACGAGGCAACCACUCUGUUCCGAGUCGCCGACAACCUAGGUGUCCUUCAGGCUGCACUCGCGGCCUCGAUGGCCAAGUACUCGAAAAUCGUGGACGACGCGCUUGAGGCCAAUCACACUGCACCAGCCUGGAUCUCCGAAGCCGCUCGGUCCAGCGGCGAGGAUACCUUUGCCGACGCAGCUGGCCAGCUGGCUCCGCCGUCGGCAGUGGUGGCGACCUCGUCGCCGGCGUCUCAGCUCAUGGGCUACGCUGCCAACUCACGGACGUACGCCAACGGCAUGACUGUGGUGUGCAUGGCGCUGCCGUCGAUGAGCCACGAGGUUGCGCUUAUGAUCCGCGGAAGCCUUGUCGCGCACGACACAGGCUCGGCGCCCAACGUGCAGGCGUGCAAGGAUGCGUGUCGGGGGCUGGAGCUGCUCCUCACCGAGCGCUGGCCUGGCCUCUCGCAGCUCCACACCAAGCGGUCGAUGCUUGGUGUGUCGGAGAUUUCGGUCGAGCUGAGCAAUACAGACGUGCUUAUCGGCAUCUCUAUCCCGCAUGCGCUCCUGCAGCGGUUUGUUGUCAUGCUCCGGUUGCUGAUGACCGAAACGGUGCCACCCGAGACGCCGGACGAGCUCGACGGCUCAUGGCUCAAGCGACAGGGAAAAGACCUGACAGGACGGAUCCACGACAAGGCUGUCAAGCGGCAGGUGACCAAGGCGCGAAACGCGCUCUCGCACGGCCGUACCACAUCGCUCCCCAAGCGCGGCCUGCUCGGAACGGCCGUAGCUCAUCUCUUUGGUCUGAUCCCCUUUGACGAGACGUCGACGGUCUCGGCCGCUGACGUGGCGGCUGGUGAGGCCCUGCGGCGGCUGGCGUUUGGUACACCUUCGAGCGUGACUGUCUCAGCGGUGGGAGCUAUUGACGACGAUGCAUUCCAUGCCAUCGGAGCUCAGUAUCUGGCCUCGAUCGAGAACAGGUGUGCGUCGCUUGACGCGGCAGUGGCCGACGCCGAGGCCCUUGGCCUCCUGGUCCAAGACGGGAGCAACUCGCUCAGACUUACACCGGACCUUCCGCCGGGUGAGGAAGUAGUGGUCGAGUUUGGCGGAGACUCGCCACGGGCAGCGAUGUCGCUCCUGAUGCCUGUCCAGCUGUUUGACGCACGCGACAUGGUGCUUCUCACGGUGUGGACACACCUGGUGUGCGCUCAGUUUGAGUCGGACCUCCGCGGGUACGGCCUCGUCGGCGCACAGUGGGAGCUAGAGAGUCUGGACAACGCCACGAUCAUUGAGUACCCAUCGUUGGCGUACGGCGUCAUUCGCAUGGAGGCGUACACCGCAGCGCUGGAGAUGCUGAGCGACCAGUGCCGCGGGCUCAUUGACCGAUAUCGGCUCGGGUACAUCAUGGGCGCCGAUGACGAGAAGGGCCUGUUUACGUUUUCCGAGACGGCGGUGAGCUCCUCGAUUGCGCACCUUUCAGUCAUCGUCGGGCUCACGCUGCAGCAACCGCGGCUGUGGGUCGAGGCCAUUUCGGCCAAGAACGACAUGCUCGGCCAGAUCGAUAGCGUUUACUCGUCUUGGAAGCAUGCCGAGUCCGAGGGGGUGGCGAACGACGAACUUGCCGCCUUUGCGGCGCGGCUUCUGACCUCGCGGAUCCAGAUCGUGGCCACCAUGCCGACCAACACAGCGUCGCCAGUCGCACGGGCGGCCCGCUGGUUCGGGCGCGUCACCGCCAGUGUACUCGGGUGCUCGUCGACGGCGGCGGCAGCGGUCGCCAUGGGAGCAGCCGCCGCUGCGGCGGUGGCUGCCGCGGUACUUGUCGUUCGGCCACGCGUCUUCACCAGCCUGGUAUGA